UACGGACAUCCUAACCUUUUAAAUUAAACUUGGUUAUUGUUUUGUAUAUUAAUAUACCCAAAACAACAUACAGUUUAGUGAAGUUAAGUGACAAAAUGUGUGUAGACAGCAAAUCAGAGCAUAGCAGCACCACUGAUGACGACAGUGAAAUAUUGGCGAGCGAUACGAACUACCAACCGUUGAACUCGAAUCACAGGGAAAAGGAGAAAAAGUGGUCGCGCAGAGGAUUGCUGGCUCAGACUUUUGUCACGGGUGCAGUGAUGUUGAGCUCGGCCAGCUGCGGCAUGCCAGUUGGAUAUUCAGCUGUUUUGUUGCCUCAAUUGAAAAUAGCUAACGAUACCAUGCAAAUCGACGACGAAAUGGGCAGUUGGAUUGCGAGUGUUCAUUCAGCUGCCACGCCUUUUGGCUCACUGCUAAGCGGCCUACUCAUGGACCGCUGCGGUCGAAAAUUAGCCUUACAAAUUGCCUCGAUGCCUCUCAUAUUGGGAUGGAUCCUAAUAGGCCUUGCCAACAACCACGGCCUGCUUUUAUUGGGUCGUUUGGUAGCCGGACUAUCCGCAGGACUAACUGCAGCAGCGGGCCAAGUCCUUAUUGGCGAAAUUUCGGAACCCCAUCUAAGAGGAAUAUUCUCGAGUGUACCAUUUGCCAGCUAUUCCUUUGGAAUACUUAUAGUAUAUGCACUGGGUUCCUUGGUGCAAUGGAGAUAUGUAGCAGGUAUAUGCACGGUACUGCCUCUGGUGUCAAUUUUGAGUUUUUUCUUUCUACCGGAGAGCCCUGUAUGGCUGGCCAGGCACGGAAAAAUUGAUCAAGCCAGGAAAGCAUUGGUUUGGCUGAGAGGAAAAAAUGUUUUACAGGCAAACAAAGAAACAGAACACCUCUUGGAACGCAUGAAGCAUGAAAAACUUCAAGAAUCCCAAACAACGUACCGCGUUUUCUUUAAAAAAGAAGUCAUUAAACCUUUCAUAAUAAUCAACAUUUUCAACGUACUACAAAUUCUAUCGGGGACAUACCUGAUAGUAUUCUACGCUGUAGACAUACUAAGCCACAUACAAACCAACGAAAUAGACCAUUUUUUGGCCGCGGUACUAACCGCCGGUAUGAGAUUUAUUUUCACCAUUAUCGCCAGUAUUUUGUUGGUUUUCAUGGGCAGACGCACCAUAGCUUUAACAUCAGGAAUUGGCACUACACUAUCAGCACUUUGCCUAGGAGUCCUACUACUGCAAAACUGCUCUACAAACGCGUACAUAAGCGCCGUUUUGGUGCUAACUUACGUAGCAACAAACACCUUGGGAUUCAUGAUACUCCCCGGAGUCAUGUUGGCGGAACUUUUCCCCGCCAAAGUCCGGGGCCUAGCCGGCGGUUUCACGUUCAUGACUUUUAAUUUGGUGUUAUUCGUAAUCGCCAAAGUUUUUCCCCUUUUAAAAGCUACCGUGGGUGUAUCGGGAGUUUUUUGCAUUUUCGGCGGUUCUUCUCUGUUGGCAAGCCUGUUUCUUUAUUUGAUGCUGCCCGAAACUAAAGGCCGCAGCUUGAGUGAAAUUGAGGAUUAUUUUCAAGAAGAUAACAUUUUAUGGACCAGUAGAAGAAAGAAUAAGUUAAAUAAAGCCGAAGAAAAGGGAUUGGAGACUGAAAAAUUAUCCGUUUAAACUGUACUGAUUGCAUAGGUUUAUAAGUAUUUAUAUUUUGAAUAAAAACUACAAAGAAAAAACUACUUUAAAUAGGUUGUAAA
Messenger RNA from Brassicogethes aeneus, 1726 nucleotides. The record is from the annotation of a GenBank genome assembly. Lineage: Eukaryota; Metazoa; Arthropoda; Insecta; Coleoptera; Nitidulidae.